AUGCGUUUGCGAGUGCGCGGGCCAUCAGGCCAGUCAACGGUUACUCUGAACGAGUCGGCGACCAUUCAAGACCUAUGUGCACAUAUCGCCGAGAAAACGGGCCUCGCCUCCUUCGAUGUCAAAUAUGGAUACCCUGACCUGAAAACUUUACAACUGGACGACUACAAACCCGAUCAGCAAUUGGCAGAAACAGGUGUCAAUCUGAAUGGGGAGCAGUUGAUCAUUGCUGCACGACAAUCAGUUGCCGCACAAGAGGUCGCGAUUCCGGUGGUCCAGCCCAGCGCAGGCUUAAGUUCUCAAACCCGCUCAUCGCCAGCUCGAUCACAACCCUCAAAUGCGCGGAAGCCAUCAAACACAGCCGACGACCCUCCGGAGAUUCCAUCUCCAGAGCAUGGCGGCACGUUCGUGCUGCGUGUCAUGCCCGACGACAACUCGUGUUUGUUCCGUGCGGUGGGAGCUGCUGUCAUGGGCGACAUGGACACCAUGGUUGAGCUUCGAUCCAUCGUCGCGGCGUCAAUUCAGUCAAAUCCGACAGAAUACACAGCUGCCAUCCUGGGUAAACAGCCCGACGACUACUGCCAGUGGAUCCAGACGGAGAGCUCAUGGGGAGGUGCCAUCGAACUUAAGAUUUUGAGCGAAUACUUCAAUCUCGAAAUCUGUUCUAUUGACGUGCAGACUCUCAACAUGUUUCAGUUCAAUGAAGGUGCGCCGACUCGUUGCAUAGUGGUCUACUCCGGUAUUCACUACGACGUCCUCGCACUGUGCCCUUCUGAUCCACCUCAUACUCGAGCUGAUUUGUUCGCGCCUGACGAUACCAAGAUCUUUGAUGCAGCGGACCCUGUAGUCUUGGAAAAGGCAAAGGAGCUGUGUCGUGUGCUGCAGAGCAAACAUUACUACACGGAUACGGCAGGCUUCCAGGUCCGUUGCAAUAUUUGUGGUGGCACUUUCACUGGAGAAAGAGGAGCUACUAAACAUGCGAUGGAAACUGGUCAUACCGAUUUUGGCGAAGCAUCCUAG
Messenger RNA from Penicillium diatomitis, 1017 nucleotides. RefSeq names its product ubiquitin-specific protease OTU1. Gene Ontology annotation, molecular function: cysteine-type deubiquitinase activity. The record is from RefSeq and is a predicted model, not a curated record. Gene Ontology annotation, cellular component: cytosol; nucleus. The transcript has a single exon. Gene Ontology annotation, biological process: endoplasmic reticulum unfolded protein response; protein deubiquitination. Bases 1 to 1017 code for a protein of 338 amino acids. Lineage: Eukaryota; Fungi; Ascomycota; Eurotiomycetes; Eurotiales; Aspergillaceae.